Messenger RNA from Myiozetetes cayanensis, 3683 nucleotides. RefSeq names its product PIN2 (TERF1) interacting telomerase inhibitor 1 (gene PINX1). Gene Ontology annotation, cellular component: nucleolus. Bases 142 to 1209 code for a protein of 355 amino acids. The record is from RefSeq and is a predicted model, not a curated record. NCBI's taxonomy places the organism in Eukaryota, Metazoa, Chordata, Aves, Passeriformes, Tyrannidae. Gene Ontology annotation, molecular function: nucleic acid binding; telomerase inhibitor activity. Gene Ontology annotation, biological process: regulation of ribosome biogenesis. The transcript has 7 exons.
UAAAAUUUUAGCAACUUUACAACCCCUCCGUUCUCAUUUUGGUGCCCGCCGAGCUCGCCUGUUUUAAAACUCUUUCACUACACGCCCUUUUUAUGCGCCGGAGGUGACAAAAGUCCCCGUGAGGGGAGGAAGGCCCCCAAGAUGGCGAUGCUGGCGGAGCCCCGGAGAAAGCAGAAGUGGUCCGUGGAUCCACGAAACAGCGCUUGGAGCAAAGAUGACUCUAAAUUCGGCCAGAAGAUGCUGGAAAAGAUGGGCUGGUCCAAAGGAAAGGGUCUUGGGGCUCAGGAACAAGGAAAUCCAGAACACAUCAGGGUGAAGGUGAAAAACAACACGCUGGGAUUAGGAGCAAACAUCAACCACGAGGACAACUGGAUUGCUCAUCAGGAUGACUUCAACCAGCUCCUGGCUGAACUGAAUAAUUGCCAUGGACAGGGUGAAACAGAGCCCUCAGUGAAAAAUCAGAAAAAGACCUUCAGCCUCGAAGAAAAAUCCAAAUCUUCCAAGAAACGUGUCCAUUAUAUGAAGUUUGCCAAAGGUAAGGACCUCUCAUCCUGCAGUGAACAUGAUCUGUCCUGCAUAUUUGGGAGGAGACAGAAGAGUGGGAAGACACAGGAGGAUAUCACUGAUCCUGAGUCUCAGGAAGACAAGGAGAGCAAGGGCUGGCUCUCUGACCCUGCAGAUGGUUCCAACACAGUGAAGAGCGUUCUCACUGUGCAGGAGUAUUUUGCCAAGCGCAUGGCAAAGCUGAAAGGAUCCCAGAAGGAACCAGAAACAAAGGUGGAUAAUUCCAGCCCGACAGCUGAUGAAGCUUUGGAUCCUGUGGAAGAGCUGGAAACCAAAGUGAAGAAGAAAAAGAAGAAGCAGAAGAGAGAGGAGGAGGCAGAAAGGACAGAGCACUGCGAGAAAGAGCCCGAGACGAGUGGUUUAGAUGGGGAGGAACUGGGUACUCCAUUAAAUGAAUGUCACAGAGGGAAAAAGAAGAGGAAACAUAAAGAGCAGCACAAAGGGGAAAACACCAGCUGUGAUGAAAAUAUGGGCCAUGGAGAAAUUUAUGUGGGAAUAGCUGAUGGGGAGGAUCUGGGUGUGAAGGACCAGGAGGAAGAGCAGAAGAAACGCCGUAAGAAGAAACACAAAAGGCAAAAAGAGGAGGUGGAGGAGUGUGUGGAAGGAGCUCCCAGGAAGAAAAAGAAGCACUGCAAGCACAUUUAACCAUUUCAGACUCACUCUGAGGUGAAUUAGAGGAGGACUCUGGGUAAACUCAGCAGCAAACACGUUGUGCCCCAGGGUAGAACACGGUGCUCCACCUCCAGCUGGGACCACAGCCUGGGUUCAAGUGUCUCUUCCAAAGGAGAACGUGGUGAUGGGCCAACAUGAGCUUCAGUGCCAUGUUAAAAAGGGAUCCAGCACGUGAUUCAGACUGUGAAAGGCAGGGAACUACUUCCUGCUGCUUCACACCAACUGUGUUUUUCCCAAUUCAGGAAAAAGUACCAAAAAAACCACUGCCUUUUUUAUUAAAGUUAUUUUCACUUGUGAGAGCCCAGCUCUGCUUCUGGAAACAGGAGGGGGUUUGCAAAGCUGUUUGUGUUUUUUCACUGAUUUUUUGAAAAGCAAUGUCUAAUUUUUUUCAUUGAUCUCCUUUUACAACUAAAAUGAAUGUUUUUUUCUUCCCAAAAUGCUUACCCUGAUUAAAGGUUUACAGCUGAGUGUCAGUACUAGAGGAUGAAAUAAAAAUGCCUCCCUGUGUUUUCAGACCAGUUGUUUAACUGUGGUGAAACAGUUGUAACUUUGCACCAGAGCUAAAGGAACCGUGUAUCAACCAUCUCUGCUUACUUAGAUGUGUAUUAAUCAUUUAUUAACCAUAUCUAAAUGUGUCAUUUAUUAACCAAAUCUAAAUCUGUCAUUCUCAGGCAAUAUUCAGGGUCUCCUCAGUGAUGCAUCUGGCAUUCAGAAAGUUGGAGAGAGCAAGUUGUUUUUUUCUGAAAUUAGGAGACCAGUAGAUUUUCAAAGCACAGUCAUUAGCAUUGCCACUUCCACAUUGAAAACUUGCAAUUCAGAUUUAUAACCAAAUUAGAACUUGUUUCAAAUUGUGAGCCUGGAAUUAAGUAAGGCUGGAACUCAGCACUGCCAGGAGAAGUUUUGUGUGAGAUCUUGGAACAGUCAGCAUGAAUUUUGAUGUGUUCAGAUCUCUCAGUUAAGAGCUGUCAGGAGAGAUGGGUGAGCUUGGAAGUGGUGGAAUUUGCCAUCCUGAUGUCCUGCUCUGAUAUUCCUUUGGCCACAGCAAAUGGACAGCACAGCCCUGAAAUCCAGCCAGUUGUCCUGGCCCAAUCCAGAAUUCAAAUCCAUGAGCUGCCCAUUUCAUUAAGGCCUGGCUGUGUCUCAUCAGUGUAAAUCUAAACCACCCCAUUGGCUGCUCUGCUGAAUAAAAUGGGUACAUUUUUAUAUUGUCUUAGCUCAGUGGAGUUGCUUAACGUGGUUUGAGAAACAUUGUCAAGAUGCAGAUGUUAAUAGGAAAAAAAAUUUCCUUUAGCUGCCUUUAUUGUCCAGUGGAAGGAACUUCAUCUGCAGCACAGACCACAUGGCUUUGGGUGUUUGAUUUGCAGCUGAACUCUUCCUUUUUUUAAGAUCUCUUGGUUUCCAGUGCACCUUUUUUUUUUUUUUUUGCCCUCAGGACAUGCUCAUUCAUUGCUGCAAAAUUACUGUAGUUUUACUUAUUGUAUGGGAGAACAAGAUGCCUUUCUCUGUGUUUCACAUCACAUGCCAGUGGUUUUUAACCCUUGUAGCAUCUCCUUUUCAGGAGAAAUACAAUUAUUAUCCAAUAUAAUCCUGCUUGUUCCUGGCUUCCUUAAAUGAUCUACCAAUUAAUGCCAUCAGGUUGCUUUGAAGUUGGGAGUAAACUCCAUGACUGAGGUGAAAAAAUUAUCUUUGUGUUACCUCUUUGAAUUUUUCUUUAUUAGUAGAAUCCAAAAGUCUGAGUGUUUGCAAUUCUAUUUUUUUUUACUUUUAAGCAGCUGAACUUCCCAGUUUGAAUUUUUGUUUGUUAGAAUCCAAAAGCCUGAUUGUUUCUAAUUAAUUUUUUCUUUUCUUUUUUAACUCAACUCUUAAGCAGCUGAACUUCACAGCCUCUCUGGGAUUUCAAUUCCAAAAGGUGCUAGUCAAGGAAUAAGGUUUCCUUCUCCAAAUCCUGCUGGGCUUGUUUGUUUGUUCCCUCUAUUAAUCUUCCAGUUUCUGUGUGCUAAUUCUUAUGGGUGUUUGGCCACAUUCCAGUGCCAGUUACAGAAAGAAUGAAAUUCCUGGAAUAAAUCUUUAAAUUUAUGGUGUCCCUGCAGUUAAGUGCAGUAUACCCAGGAUUUAAAUCUGGCUCAGAUGGAAGUAUCAGCUACAAAUGGAAGAUCCUCUCUUUCUACAAGAAAUGCAUGGCACUUUAUCCCAGGAAAUGUGGGAUUUUAAUGUGCCUCAAGCUCUGCAUGUGGUUUGGGGGGGGGGGAGGAUCAUAACAAAUAAAUAAUCAUAAAUCAUAAAUUGCUUGCAUUUGACACAAGCAAUUCAUUUAAGUGCCCUGCUCUGUGUUAGUGGUCAGCCCUCAAAUGUGUUGCUCAAACGAAAGGCUCUUCUUACAAGAUACUGCCCAGUGAAAUUGGAACAACAGGAACAUGUUUCGAAGUAAUAAAUUAUAUUUGAUUUUU